Lutra lutra (Eurasian river otter) is the source of this 2048-nucleotide messenger RNA. It is a transcript of the gene BCL3, whose product is annotated as BCL3 transcription coactivator. Gene Ontology annotation, molecular function: protein binding. The record is from RefSeq and is a predicted model, not a curated record. Lineage: Eukaryota; Metazoa; Chordata; Mammalia; Carnivora; Mustelidae.
GCGCGGGCGGGACGCUCGGCGAGCAGCACCGCGAGGCGACGGGAGCGGCGGCGGGUCCAGGAAACCCCUGGGCCGGACGGGUGGCCCCGGGGGGGCCGGGGGCGGGGAGGCGGGCGACCGGCACCGCCCCGGCCGACAAAAGUCCCCUUCAGUUCAGCCGGCGGCAGGGGAAGUCCCGGCGCUCGGCGCAGCCACCCUCCCGUGCAGCCGAGCCGAGCCGCGCUCCGGCCGCCUGCUCGGCCGCCGUCUCCGGCGGCCCCAUGCCCCGAUGCCCCGCGGGGGCCAUGGACGAGGGGCCCGUGGACCUGCGCACCCGGCCCAAGGCCGCCGGGCCCCGCGGCGCCGCGCUGCCGCUCCGCAAGCGCCCGCUGCGCGCACCCUCCCCGGAACCCGGCCCCCGCGGUGCCACGGGCCCCGUGGUCCCCCCGGAUCCCCUAGGCGGCAGCUCCGACUCCCCGGCGGUCCCCGCGGCCCCCCACGGACUGGCCCGACCAGAGGCGCUUUACUACCAGGGACCUUUACUGCCCAUAUACCCCACCCCGACUAUGGGCUCACUCUUUCCUCUCCUGAACCUGCCUACACCCCUGUACCCCAUGGUAUGCUCCGUGGAACACCCCUUGUCGGCUGACAUCGCCGUGGCCACCCGUGCAGAUGAGGACGGAGACACGCCACUCCACAUCGCUGUGGUCCAGGGCAAUCUGGCAGCCGUGCACCGCCUGGUCAGCCUCUUCCAGCAUGGGGGCCGGGAGCUGGAUAUCUACAACAACCUGCGGCAGACACCGCUACACCUGGCUGUGAUCACCACAUUGCCAUCUGUGGUCCGGCUGCUAGUGAUGGCUGGUGCCAGCCCCAUGGCACUGGACCGCCAUGGCCAGACGGCGGCCCACCUGGCGUGUGAGCACCGCAGCCCGACCUGCUUGCGGGCCCUGCUGGACAGUGCAGCCCCGGGCACUGUGGAUCUGGAGGCCCGCAAUUACGACGGGCUCACCGCCCUGCACGUGGCCGUGAACAUGGAGUGCCCCGAAGCCGUUCUGCUCUUGCUGGAGCGGGGUGCGGACAUCGAUGCGGUGGACAUUAAAAGCGGCCGCUCCCCGCUCAUCCACGCAGUGGAAAACAACAGCCUUAGUAUGGUGCAGCUGCUGCUGCAGCAUGGCGCCAACGUGAACGCUCAGAUGUACUCGGGCAGCUCGGCGCUGCACUCGGCGUCCGGUCGCGGGCUCCUCCCGCUUGUGCGCACGCUGGUCCGCAGCGGCGCGGACAGCGGCCUCAAGAACUGCCACAACGACACGCCGCUCAUGGUGGCGCGCAGCCGCCGGGUCGUCGACAUCCUGAGGGGGAAGGCGACCCGGCCUGCUCCGGCAUCACAGCCAGAGCCCUCGCCAGAGCGCAGUGGCACCACCUCCCCUGAGAGCAGCAGCCUCCUCAGCUCUAACGGUCUCCUUUCUGCGUCACCCUCCUCGUCACCUUCCCAGUCUCCCCCCAAGGAUCCACCUGGAUUCCCCAUGGCUCCCCCCAGUUUCUUCCUUCCUCCCUCAUCUCCGCCUGGCUUCCUGCCCUUCGCUGGGGUCCUCCGAGCCCCUGGCCGGCCGGUGCCCCCCUCCCCAGCUCCAGGAGGCAGCUGAGAGGGAUGGGGGGGGCAGAUCUCAGACUCAUGCGGGGGGUACCUCCCUGCCCUGCGGGGCCAACCCUCCUAGAAACUGUGAAGACCUCACUCUGCCUCCCCCCCCCUCCAGGACCAGGAUUUGCACAGAGGCACAAGCAUCUACCCGUAAGCCCCCUCUUCUGAGCAGAUAUUCUCCCGCCGUGUGGCCCACCCGGGACUCUCACCCCUGUUAUUCAGGCACCAGUCCCCUGUCUGGAAUUCCACCCAGAUUCCUUCUCCCCCAGAACUGGUUUGGAACCAGGGAAUAGUCACUCCUCUCACACCCCCCAACUCCACCAAGAUGGAUGAGUGGGGGAGAUGGGCUGUAGCCAGGCACUGAUAACAAAUGUAAAUUAUUAGGCAUUUUGGUUGGAUUUCUUUUGUAAUAAACUAUUUUUGUACCAUA